Molecule: messenger RNA, 477 nt
Organism: Vespa mandarinia (Asian giant hornet)
Lineage: Eukaryota; Metazoa; Arthropoda; Insecta; Hymenoptera; Vespidae
Product: piggyBac transposable element-derived protein 1-like
Source: RefSeq, a predicted model, not a curated record
AUGAAUCAAAAAAGAAAAUCUUUAAGCAUAAACACAAAUCCAUGUGGUCAUAUUAUCGUCGAUGAUGACGACUGCAUUGUUCCGGUAAAGCGCAAAAAACAACUCAUUUUGAGCACUUCGGAGGAUAGCGAUUCUGAUUUAUCGAAUCAAUGUUUAUUCAACAAUCUACCAUUUACUAAAGAUGUUUCGAAUCAACGUGAUUCUCAAGAGCCUAGCGAAAAAUUUGAUUCGCUAUCUAACUUCCCUAGUCAGAGUAAACUGAUUGAAUUUUUUGAACUAUUCUUUGAUUCGACACUAUGGGAACUAAUAGUUGAUGAAACGAAUAAAUACGCGGAGUAUUCAAGGUUUUCACCUAGAGAAUUAAAAUCCUUUGAAAGAGAGAUUUGGACACCUGUUACUGUUUUAGAAAUGAAGGCAUUUAUAGCAGUGCUGUUGGAAAUGGGAAUUACGAGAAAACCUAAUAUACGUUCAUACUGA